This is a messenger RNA of Chelonus insularis, 2265 nucleotides long. RefSeq lists its product as uncharacterized. The transcript is spliced from 10 exons. Gene Ontology annotation, cellular component: plasma membrane. Gene Ontology annotation, molecular function: G protein-coupled receptor activity. Lineage: Eukaryota; Metazoa; Arthropoda; Insecta; Hymenoptera; Braconidae. Gene Ontology annotation, biological process: G protein-coupled receptor signaling pathway. The record is from RefSeq and is a predicted model, not a curated record. The coding region runs from base 617 to 2119 and encodes 500 amino acids.
AGACGAAGAGUUUUCACAGAAUAAGGGAAAGUCGUUCUAACUAAAAUGAGAAUAACAGGAAAAGUGGAGAACUUUGAUGACCAAGAAGUAACCAACAGUGUAGGAGAGCUACUGAAAAUAGAAGAUAGAAAUAUCAGGAAAUUAACGGACAUUGUGUGUUUUCUGAGAAUGAGGAAGAUGACGAAUGAUGUUGAGGAGGAAAAGAGUAAAGGUGGUGGAAGAAGAGUUACAUUGGACAGAGAAGAAUAGUAGUAGUUUCGGAACGAUUUUAGUUUACAACCAGUCUCACAUCUGUCUGUUAGAGAAACUCACUUGGCGUCAUUUGAAGUGGCUGUAAGACUGGUUAGAAGAAAUAUAGAGUAACAAAAACUCAUAAGUGAAGCAGGAAGCCAACCAAAAAAAAAAAAAGGAAUGUAAAAGUUAGAAAAAGGAAGGAAACCUCAAAAAAUGAGGGCCGAUCAAAGAGAAAGCAUUUAGUCAUUGAGAGCGUCAAAAUUGUACCAGGCUAAUUAGAAGGACUUGGUGUGACGUUGUUAAAGAGGGUGACAUUAAAGAGGAGGUUUCCAACAAGAAAGCAAAAAGACGUCUUUCACCAGCAAAGAAGAUUGAGAAAGAUAUGGCUGCUGGUUCUGCUGUGGCAAUGAUAGGUGCGAAUCUUCGCUUUGGUAUUGGAGCAUCAGGAAAUGUGUCUUCCAAUGCAACAAAAGUAUUCCAAUGCCAUCCAGGCGGUGUCACUGAAGCAACUGUAAUAUUUAGCUUAGGAGCACUUGGCAUGGGUGCAAAUAUCGUUCUUAUGGCUUUAAUCCUCACCAAACGUCAGCUCAGAAGGUGGUCCCAAGGACUAUUAUUUCAUCAAGCAAUGGUAGACUGUGCAAGAGCUGCAAUACUAUUGCCACUCGGAUCAAGCAUACUAAACUGUCAACCUGUUAACAAGUGCUCACUUGUCGAGACAGCUUUUCUCUUAUUAGUUACUGUUUCAACAGUAAAUAUGCUUACUACAGUGCUCAAUGAUAGUCCUGUCUUUCCUGAGAGCGAUGAAGAAGCUGAUUUAGCAGCUCCAUUACUCAUGGAUUCUCCUCAGUGCGUCCUUUUUGGGACUUUUAUGAUAUGGUUUGCGAGCAUUACGAUAAACCUCGGACCUACAUUCCUCAGUGGGGCACUUGCUGCUAACACUGAAACUGCUCAUAAUGCUCCAAGCUGCCCACUAGUACACGGUCCAUUUAGACAUUAUAUUUUAAAUGUCCUCUGGAUUGUUAUUAAUAUUAUAUGCGUGGCACUCACGUUAUUUCAUUUGAGAAAAUUACACAGAGAUCUCACUAAGGCCAAUGUAGAAGCUGUACGAGUUGCAGGUCUUGUCACAACCCUAGUCAAUGUUACGGGUGGUGGACACGGAGGAACAAAUGGAAUAGUCGACGGUACUACAGACCAGAGAAAUGGAACUACGCCAAAGAGAGGAGGUGCUGUAGAAGAGCAUCGAAAAAUGAGAAACUAUUUGCAACGAAUGGAACGUGAAGGAGUCCAGAGAGUAAAAAUGUUCUUAGUUAUUACAGCAGCUUACGUCAUAUUUUGGGGUCCUUUAUUUUUCGUGACUUUAGUCCAUCAUCCUGUAAUUGGAAACACUACUGGAUAUGAGGUCACUCUUCACAUUGCUUAUAUUCAUGCGUUCGUGAACCCUGCUUUAUUCCUCACCCUCCAUCGAGGACUUCGUCAGGGUAUCUCUGAUGUGUGUUGUGGCUGCUGUGAAAGCUUUGCCCGAUGGAUUCUCGGCUCGGCGACAAAUAGUCCGCUCCAGUCAGUUCAACCACCUAGAUAUGAAGCACCAUCGAACGCUCCGUCACCUCCAGAACCUCCUCCACCUCCAAUGGCAGCAGUAACGUCUUUCGAUCUUACUGACGUUGCUCUUCUAAAACCACCAUUACCUCCAACAGCUAAAUACCUGCCUCAAGAUGAGCCUUUAAAUGUAUCAUCUGAUUCUUGGGGCACUGGAAUUACUAGGCCGAAAAGUAUUUCGAGCUUAUAUGAGGAGAAAUUGUCAAGAAGACCGAGCUUACUGCUUUCAAAUAUGAAUGAUAUGCCACCAGCUGUUAGUCCAACGUGUAGUGAUAUGCCUAGCGACUAAACUAUUAUAUCUAGAUGCUGAAGUAAAUUGAAACGUUGCCAAAAUGUAAUAGCGGUUUCAAGGAUUUAUCCAGCUUUCAUAAGAAGCUGACAUCAAUACGGAAUAUUUUUUUACAAAAUGUUCGAGUAUAAUAUAACUUUGAUUCU